Physella acuta is the source of this 1469-nucleotide messenger RNA. Its product is annotated as GTPase IMAP family member 8. Gene Ontology annotation, molecular function: GTP binding. The record is from RefSeq and is a predicted model, not a curated record. Lineage: Eukaryota; Metazoa; Mollusca; Gastropoda; Physidae.
AACACGCCCACAAAAUGAAGGAUGUUUACUAGAAUCAUUGGCCAGUGUCUUUGAAUAGCUUGCGAACCCUGUUAAAUCCAGCAAAGUUAAUGUUUUAGUUUUGUGAUUGUUGUCGACUUGAUGAGCUGUACAAAAUGCCAAGAUGACUACAAUGGCAUAUCUCAUUGUCGCUGCAAUCAGUUUGUCAUUUGUCUGCGAUGCUAACACAGUUACAGAGGAAAACAUUUAUACCUAUUCAAAAAGACGACGCCCGUGUUAUAAAACCGAGAUGAACAUGUUGCUGGUUGGUGCGACUGGUGCUGGCAAAAGUUCCACAGGGAACUCUAUACUGGGCAAGAACGUCUUUGAAACAGCCUCUAACUCUGCACCGAAAACCAAACAACUCCAGAUCGCCUCCGCGGAGAACGACGGAUACAAGUUCACUGUUGUCGAUACGCCGAGUGUUAACGGCGCCGCACUCGAGCAGAACAGUUUGGAGGAGAUUUUAUUCAACAACUUCUCAACAAGUUUUAAAUACCAUGAUGCUAUCUUGUACGUCAUGCCUUUGGGGGUCAUAUUCAAGGAAGAAGAUGAAAACACGAUUGAAAUUUUAAGAUGGACGUUUGGGGAUAUAGUAAUUAAGGAAAGACUUAUACUUGUAGUUACCCAUUAUAUGGAGUGGUUGUAUCCAACAGAAAUCGAAAUUUCUUUUAUGGGUAGAUGGCAAUCAUGGUUUACUCUCACUUGUAAUCUUUUGCUGAAGGAUUGUGGGAGGAGAAUUAUUUUGUUUGACAAUAAGGCGAAAGACAAAGAAACAAUGAAGGAGCAAGUCAGAAGAUUGACCAAACUAGUCGAUGGAAUCAGAAAAACAUAUUCAAAACACAAUUUACGUUGGGGACUGGAAGAGGCUGUGACAAAUAUUUGUAACGAGUUUAAAAACAUUUCAGCGGACGAACCUCGGCGUUUGUGUUUGCUGGAGGGGCUAAAAAAUCGACUUUUAACCGAGAUUGAUUUCCUCUUGAGUAAAAUAUCAAGGAAGCCGAGCUUGGUACAACUGCUGCGUGAAUCAUUCCAGUUGUUUAAUGAAAUCAGUCAUGCUAUCCUCGAGACAAAUUUCACCAAGAAAAAGGAACCUGAACCUGAACCUGAACCUGAACCAGAACCUGAGAGUGGAUUUAUGGACCGUAUAAUAGAAUUCAAGAAUACGAUAUGGUCCUUUUUUGGUUAUCCGUCUAAGCCAAAAGAAGAAAGCGAAGAUAAGUAGAAUAAGCACAAGUGUAGGCAGAAGAAGGGGGGAGGGUUGUUGGUAGGGGUUGCAACUAAACUUGGAAAUUGUAAAUGAAACAUGUUUAAUAAUGCAACUCAAUUGUUUGAAAACAGAAUUUGUAAAUAUGUAAAUACUAGAAAAAGUAACAAAAAAGCCUGAAUGACUCUUGUCCAAAUUGACGUUUGCUCGCAGACUGUUUGCGUAAAAACAACAAAAUCUACGU